Mytilus trossulus (common blue mussel) is the source of this 1667-nucleotide messenger RNA. RefSeq lists its product as uncharacterized. The transcript has 5 exons. NCBI's taxonomy places the organism in Eukaryota, Metazoa, Mollusca, Bivalvia, Mytilida, Mytilidae. The record is from RefSeq and is a predicted model, not a curated record. The coding region runs from base 42 to 1667 and encodes 541 amino acids.
UGUUACCGGUAUCUGGUUUACUAAACCUUCUGGUACUCAAUAUGAUCGCUGUGUCUGGUGCGUCUAUCAAGAAGGGUGUAGGAAUAAUGUUCAGCAAACAAUACCAGUGUACAGAUGAAUCUACCUUUAAUAACGUUCACUGGUGGUAUGACUGGCAUCAAACACCCAAUUUGAUUCACGGAUAUUAUCACUGUCCAACAACCGUUAGAUCUGGAUAUGUACCGAUGGUAAACGGCCAACAGUUUGAAAGAGGAAUCAAUAUAUCUGUAAACUCGCAAUUCCUUCUCGGGUUUAAUGAGCCUGAUCAUAAAGUACAAGCAAAUCUUACAGCAACUGAAGCUUCUGUUAUGUGGAAAGAAGUAGAAAAACAUGCUGCAGGGAAAACAUUGGUAAGUCCGGCUGUUACUGAUAUCAACUGGUUACAACAAUUUUUUCAGCAUUGCAACAAUUGCAGAGUUGACCACGUGGCAGUACAUAUUUAUAAAUGUAAUGCACACCAAAUCAUGGCAUACCUUAAACAAACAUGGGAUAGAUUCCACAAACCAAUCUGGCUUACUGAAUUUGCCUGCCCUCAUACUACAUCAGCUAAUGAACAGCUUCGAUUGAUGAGAGAGCUACUUCCACUUUUGGAGUCUGCGCCGUAUGUUUUUCGCUAUGCCUGGUUUACUAGUAGAUGGGUCUUCCAAAGUCAUACAUUUGUAGAUGGUUCAACAAGUCUGAUGAAAGAAAACUCAGCAGAACUCUCAGCACUUGGACAUUACUACAAUAAUUUUAUCACAACCAGGAAAUUCACGAACAUGCAGGUUUUUCUCAAUCCACGAAAAUUGUUACCAACGAUAAUAAAUGAAGCCACAGUAGACAAAGCACAUGUACGAAGAUUGUUGGUAGUGUAUAGUUCUUUAUGUUUAAUUAUACUUCAUAUCAUCAACUUUACUGAUGCAUCUAACAAGAAAGGUGUGGGAAUAAUGAGGAGCAAACAUUACCGGUGUUCAGAUGAAUCCACCUUUAAUAACGUUCAUUGGUGGUACGACUGGCAACAAUCACCUGAUCGUAUGCACCUUCGCCACCGUUGUCCGUUAAACGUUAGAUCCGGGUAUGUUCCAAUGGUAAAUGGCAAAAAUUUUGAAAGAGGAAUCAAUGUAUCUGCCAAUACACAAUACCUACUUGGAUUCAAUGAGCCUGACCACCCUGAACAGGGAAAUUUAACAGCAGCGCAAGCGUCGGUAAUGUGGAAAGAAUUGGAAAAACAUGCCGCAGGGAAAAUCUUGGUAAGUCCUGCAGUAACCAGUCUUGACUGGUUGCAACAGUUUUUUCAGCAUUGUCACAAUUGCAGAGUUGACCACAUAGCAGUACAUCUUUAUAGAUGCGAAGCACACCAAAUCAUGGCUUUUGUAAAGCAAGCAUGGGAUAGAUUCCAUAAACCAAUAUGGCUGACCGAAUUUGCUUGUCCACAUACUACAUCCGAAAAUGAUCAGCUUCGUAUGAUGAGAGAGAUUCUUCCACUUUUGGAGUCUGCACCAUAUGUAUUUCGUUAUGCAUGGUUUGCUAGUAGAUGGUUGAAACAUGUAAGUGAUGGCGCUUGGGUAGAUAUAUCAGCAUCUCUGAUUAAAGAAAAUACUUCAGAACUUUCAGCACUUGGACAUUAUUAUAAUAACUUUAUGCAUUAA